This is a messenger RNA of Pochonia chlamydosporia 170, 174 nucleotides long. RefSeq lists its product as hypothetical. The record is from RefSeq and is a predicted model, not a curated record. Lineage: Eukaryota; Fungi; Ascomycota; Sordariomycetes; Hypocreales; Clavicipitaceae. Bases 1 to 174 code for a protein of 57 amino acids. The transcript has a single exon.
AUGGUGCACCCUGGACUGUGCAAUCAGCCAGACUCCGAUUCCUUACUCCUUGCACAUGUCACUCUGCUGCAGUGCCAUGCCAAGAGUCGCGUGCUCUCGAUGCCAAUGGAUUUGAGCUUAGCUGGGGCUGAAGUUGUGCGUGUUGUGUCGUCUCUAGAUCAAAGGUCUGCUUAA